Molecule: messenger RNA, 1531 nt
Organism: Sipha flava (yellow sugarcane aphid)
Lineage: Eukaryota; Metazoa; Arthropoda; Insecta; Hemiptera; Aphididae
Gene: Got2
Product: aspartate aminotransferase, mitochondrial
Exons: 2
Coding region: 169-1449 (426 amino acids)
Biological process (GO): biosynthetic process; L-aspartate catabolic process
Cellular component (GO): mitochondrion
Molecular function (GO): pyridoxal phosphate binding; L-aspartate:2-oxoglutarate transaminase activity
Source: RefSeq, a predicted model, not a curated record
AAUUUCUAAUAAAAAAAAUUGAUUUUAAGAACUACCAUUUACGACAUUUACGUUCCAUAGACGCUAACCACACGGUCAAAACAAUUGCGUUCUUAUCGUGAUUCUAUUAUAUCAACUACACAACUACUAUAUUUAUCUAUCAUCUGAAUAUCUUUCAAAAUUAAAAUCAUGUCAAUGUCAAAGUAUCAUCCAUUUUCUUCAUUCCUGUGUACACAACAGAAAAAUUCUAUGAUACGGAUGAUUUCAACAUGGUGGUCUAAUGUACAGCAAGGACCUCCAGAUGCCAUACUUGGUGUAACAGAAGCUUUCAAACGUGAUAAAAAUCCAAAUAAAAUUAAUUUGGGAGUUGGUGCUUACAGAGAUGACAAUGGUAAACCUUAUGUUUUACCUAGUGUAAUAGAAGCAGAAAAUCAACUGAGAAAUAAAUAUUUGGAUAAAGAAUAUGCUCCAAUAAGUGGCAUUUCUGAUUUCUGUAAUUCAGCUAUAUCAUUAGCAUUAUCUAAUGAAUCACCUAUUAUUAAAGAUAAAUGCUAUGCUUCUAUUCAAUCUAUAUCUGGAACAGGUGCUUUAAGAAUUGGUGCUGAAUUCCUGCAAAGAUAUGCGCCAUUGAAAACAAUUUGGGUACCUAUUCCUACCUGGGGUAAUCAUAAUCAGAUAUUUAAGUUUUCUGGAUUGGAAGUAAAAACUUACAGAUAUUAUGAUCCAAAAACUUGUGGACUUGAUUUUGCUGGAAUGGUUGAAGAUUUAUCUUCAGCUCCUUCUGGAUCAGUAAUUUUACUACAUGCUUGUGCUCAUAAUCCAACAGGUGUUGAUCCAAAACCAGAACAAUGGAAAGAAUUAUCGGCAUUGUUUAAAAAUAAAAAUUUAUUUCCAUUUUUUGAUAUGGCAUAUCAGGGAUUUGCUUCUGGAAAUGUUGAUCGUGAUGCAAGUGCUGUUCGUUCAUUUUUAUCUGAUGGCCACCAGAUUGCUUUAGCUCAGUCAUUUGCCAAAAAUAUGGGCUUAUACGGAGAACGAAUAGGAUUAUUUACCUUGACAACCUUAGAUAAAGAUGAAGCAGAUCGUAUAAUGUCACAAUUAAAAAUAAUUAUACGUGGAAUGUACUCAAAUCCACCAAUAAAUGGAGCUAGGAUUGUGUCUGAAAUAUUAUCUCAACCUAAACUUAAUAAUCAGUGGUUAGUUGAAGUAAAAGGUAUGGCAGAUAGAAUAAUAUCAAUCAGAAACCAAUUAAAAAACCUUUUAGCCAAAGAAGGCUCUACACAAAAUUGGGAGCAUAUAACUAACCAAAUUGGUAUGUUUUGUUACACUGGACUCAGCAAAGAUCAGGUUAAGUCAUUAAUUGAAGAGCAUAGUGUAUACUUAACAAAUGAUGGCCGUAUAUCAAUGGCGGGCGUUACCACCAAAAAUGUUGGUUACUUGGCUAGUGCAAUACAUAAAGUUACAAGUGCUUGAUAGAGUACACUAAAGAAAAUAAUUAGACACUUAUAAUGUAAUAAAAUGGUGUUACUUAAUAAUAAAUAAAAAAAUAAAAUUA